Zonotrichia albicollis (white-throated sparrow) is the source of this 5041-nucleotide messenger RNA. It is a transcript of the gene FILIP1L, whose product is annotated as filamin A interacting protein 1 like. The record is from RefSeq and is a predicted model, not a curated record. NCBI's taxonomy places the organism in Eukaryota, Metazoa, Chordata, Aves, Passeriformes, Passerellidae.
AUUCUUACUAUAAGAGGCACAAUUCUGGAGACAACUAAGAGGAAAUUUAGGGAAAAUAUCCCUAUCAGCAGAAGAGCUCUGAACUGUUUCCUUCAGCUUCAGAGAUAUAAACCAUGCAUUCCAGAACUAACAGCACCGAAAGCCCAACCAGACCAAAGCUGAGCCAACCAAGGGCGAAAGACCACCACAAAGGAGAGGUUGGUUACAGUGGGAAAGGAAAUGCACAAGCACAGCCGAAAGACAAGGACGAUGUAGCCCGAGCCAGCACCAUCCUGAGAAGUCCAAAGGCAGAGAAAAAGCAAAAAAGUUCUGUCAAGAAAAGAGAGGAUCUCUCUCGUGAUGACUUGCUAUUUCUUCUCAGCGUCCUCGAGGGUGAAUUACAGGCUCAAGAUGAAGUUAUAGGAGUACUUAAGGCUGAAAAAAUUGACUUGGCUUUGCUUGAAGCACAAUAUGGCUUUGUUACUCCCAAGAAGGUGUUAGAGGCACUCCAGCGAGACGCUAUUCAAACAAAGGCUGAGCAAUGGCAAGAAGAUGUCUAUGAAAAGCCUAUGGGAGAGCUUGAUAAAGUUGUAGAGAAACAGAAAGAAGUUCACAGAAGAAUGCUGGAACAACUUCUAAUGGUGGAAAAAGCACACAGACAGACACUGCAUGAGCUAGAGGAAGAGAAGAGAAAGCACAGCAAAUACAUGGAAAAAAGUGAUGAGUUUACAAACUUGCUGGAACAAGAAUGUGAAAGAUUGAAAAAGCUUCUUGAACAAGAGACAGUAUAUCAAGCAAAAAAAGAAAAGGAAAACAACAAGAAAAUAGCUAAACUGAAAGAAGAAUUGACUAAACUGAAAUCCUUUGCUUUAAUGGUGGUGGAUGAACAGCAAAGACUCACUGAGCAGGUGAAUCAACAAAGUAAAAAAAUUCAAGAAUUAACCACUUCUACAGAACAAGCACACGAAAAGCUGACUUUUGCUGAAGCAAAAAUUCAAGAAGAGAAACAGAGAUCCAGCAGGCUGGAGGCUGAAAUUCACGCCCAGAGCAGUAGGAUUUCCCAAGACCAAGAAGCAAUGAUGGCCAAACUAACCAAUGAAGACAGCCAGAAUCGCCAGCUCCGGCUCAAAUUAACGACUCUCAGCCGGCAAAUUGAUGAGCUGGAAGAGACCAACAGAUCUUUACGAAAGGCAGAAGAAGAACUACAAGACAUAAGAGAUAAGAUAAAUAAGGGAGAGUGUGGGAACGCCGCACUUAUGACUGAAGUAGAAGAACUACGGAAACGGCUGCUAGAGAUGGAAGGAAAAGAUGAAGAGCUCAUAAAAAUGGAAGAUCAGUGCAGAGAACUUAAUAGAAAGUUAGAACAAGAAGCAUCACAGAGCAAGAACCUUAAAGGGGAAGUGGAUAAACUUAAUAAAAGAAUUAUGGAGCUGGAGAAACUAGAAGAUGCUUUCAACAAGAGUAAACAGGAAUGUUACUCCCUGAAAUGCAACCUAGAAAGAGAAAAAAUUUUAACAAAGCAGUUGUCCCAUGAGCUGGAUGGUUUAAAAGCUAGAGUUGGUGAGCUUGAAGCAAUUGAAAGCAAGUUAGAAAAAACUGAGUUUACACUUAAAGAAGAUUUAACAAAGCUGAAGAGUUUAACAGUGAUGCUGGUGGAUGAAAGAAAAACUAUGGGUGAAAAAAUAAAGCAAACAGAAGAAAAGCUGCAAGCUGCAACUUCCCAGCUUCAGGUGGAACAAAAUAAAGUGAUGUCAGUUACAGAAAAGCUGAUGGAGGAAAGUAAAAAGGCACUGAAAUCAAAAUCUGAUGCAGAGGAAAAAAUGUCCAGUGUUACAAAAGAAAGAGAUGAACUGAAAAACAAACUGAAAGCAGAAGAGGAGAAAGGAAGUGAUCUUGUUUCCAAAGUGAAUAUUUUAAGUAAAAGACUUCAGUCCCUGGAAGAUGUUGAAAAAGAGUUUCUUAAAAGUAAACGUAAGGAAAGUACUAAAUCCAGCACCUCCUUGCAGCAGGAAAACAACAUAAUCAAAGAGCUUUCUCAAGAAGUUGAAAGGCUUAAGCAGAAGCUCAAUGAAAUGAAGUCAGUAGAAGAUGAUCUUAUGAAAACUGAAGAUGAAUUUGAGUCUCUAGAACGAAAAUAUGUCAGUGAACAGGACAGAGCUAGGCUCCUCUCCGAGGAGUUGGAGGCUGUGAAAAUGGAAUUGGCGAGGUAUAAAUUAACAGAAAAGGCAGAGUCCAAUCAGGAGCGCCUUUUCAAGAAACUCAGAGAAGAGGAAGCUAAAUCGAGUCACCUUUCCAGAGAAGUAGAUGCACUGAAAGAGAAAGUUCAUGAAUACGUGGCAACAGAAGACCUAAUCUGCCACCUGCGAGGUGAUCACACAGUCUUACAGAAGAAACUCCUCCAGCAAGAAAACAAAAACAGGGAGUUAGCAAGAGAGAUGGAGAGCCUCACCAAAGAGCUGGAGAGGUACAGAUCCUUCAGCAAGAAUAUCAGGCCUGGUCUCAACGGAAAGAAAGUUCCAGAUGUGCAAGUUUUUUCUAAAGAAAUCCAAACAGAUCCAGCAGACAACGAGCCACCCGAUUACAAAACCCUCAUGCCUUUGGAGCGAACGGUCGUAAAUGGGCAGCUCUAUGAAGACAGUGAUAAUGAGGAGGAACAAACAGCGUCUUUCAAAAGCAACUCAUCCAACGCAAAUGCCGCCAACAAAAAGCUGUGGAUCCCUUGGAUGAGGUCCAAAGAGAGCCAUCCUCAAAAUGGAAAGAUACACACAAAGCAAAAUGGAAACUGUGCACAGACUGGAGAUCUAGUGCUAAGCCAUACACCCGGCCAACCCCUUCACAUAAAAGUAACUCCAGACCAUAGACAGAACACAGCAACCCUGGAAAUAACCAGUCCUACCACUGAAAGCCCUCACUCCUACACCAGCACAGCAGUUAUACCCAACUGUGGCACUCCAAAGCAAAGAAUAACCAUUAUUCAAAACGCCUCCUUAACACCUGUAAAAUCAAAAGCAGGAGAAGGUUACAUGACCCCAGAGCAUGUAAUUUCUCCUAUUACUAUGACUACUACUUUUUCAAGAUCUCAAACUCCUGAAUCGUGUGGUUCUCUAACUCCUGAAAGAACAAUGUCCCCUUUGGCUUUGCCCGGCUCAAGUUCUCAGGAACAAACACUCUCCUCAGAGCCUUUGGAAACAGGAGCCAAGCACACUGUUUUUAGAGUAUCCCCAGACAGACAGUCAUCAUGGCAGUUUCAGAGAUCUAACAGUACAGGAUCAAGUGUCAUAACUACUGAGGAUAACAAGAUCCACAUUCAUUUAGGAAGUCCUUAUGUGCAAGCUCUCACCGCUUCCAAGCCCACUAGCCCUUGCAAUGCAGUGCAAGACAGCAGAACUCCAGCCCUAGCUAAUGGCCUGCCCACUAAGCCCACCAAUAAAAUCACCAGCAGUAUUACUAUCACCCCAACAGCCACUCCUCUGCCACGGCAAUCACAAAUUACAAUUACCAAUACCUUCCGUCGUUCAAUUCCAACUCGGAUCCCCAAACCAAAGCCGGCAAGCACAACCAAAGCCCCUGUCAAAAUUCCUGCUGGACAUCCCAACAAGCCACUCCAAGAGAGUCCUUCUGGCAAGAUACGCAUUGUAAGGACGGUGUCUAAAGCCUGCCUUCAAAGUGGAGGGAGAAGAGUGCAUUCCAACAGUCUAAAUGGCUCAACUGACAACACAUGGGAAAACUCCUUACACAUAGGUGUUUCUUUAAGAACUGUCAAAUCCUAAUUCCUAAAUAAAACAAAAGCUGGUGGUGAUCACAGUGCCAUAGCCAGAACUGCAAUCCUUUUGCUGAAGCAAGGAGAGAUUCUGAUGCAUUCAGUUAUACAAUUUUUCCCUUUCAUUUCACAGCUAAAAGUUUAACUUAACCAUGGAGACAGUACAACACACAGCACUGCUGUGUGACUGUUUUUGCAAACCUACAAGAAACCUAUGCCUUCCUCAACAGCUUCACAAGAAAUUCUCUAGAAAUACUUUUAAAAAGUUUUAAAAGAUCAGUUUACUAAAAAUUUAUUUCAGCUGUAUCCUACAAGACACACCUGGGAUAAAUGCAGACAUUAAAGAAUGUCUUUGCCACAGUAAAAAGGAAAGGCUUCCCAUUUUAUUGGCUAAAUCUGCAGCUAUCAAGUUCUGAGAGUCCAUAUCAGGUGUGCUCAGAUCCCAACACAGCUGACAGAAGUAAACCACUGCAACCUGCAGAGUGAAUGCACAUUGAUGUGAAGAAACACAGAUUUCAAAAAGCAGCUGUCAACUUGGCAUGCUUAUCAGAAAUAUCUUCAAGUACUGACCAAGUUCUAUUACAAGGAACAGCAAAUCAUUGAUGAGCCUGAAAAAAGAGAUUCAAACCUCUUCAAGCAGAGUCCAGCAACAGAACCUCAGCUCUGACCAAGCAACAGUGCUCCCACUGAAUGCACUACAGUGAAGAGUCUGCUUCCCAAUGGCUGCAAAUCACACACUACAAACUGAUGUUAACUGGCACCUUCACUACAAAGAAAGAAAAGAGAAUCCCUGGCAAAAGAAUUCCUGCAAUUCUUGCAAUAGCAUCCUUUGCUUUAGAGCCCACACAGGACCCCACAAGCACAGCCAAAUCAUCCUCUGUGGUCCCAUAUUAUACUUCUGACCUAUUUUUGCUGCUGACAUACGAGAGUUUUGCUCCUGUCUUGUAGUGACACAAUUAAUUUUUACCUAUGAUGGCAAUGCCUCUCAUAGGUAGAUCCUAUUUAAGAAUCUAAAACUGACAAAUGGGGAUACUACACUCCUACAGGAUUAAGGGUGAUACAGAAAGCAUGGAGAAUGAAAGACAAGGAGGGGUAACUAAAAAGGAGGCAACUGGAAGAAUUUCUGGAAAAUAAGAAAUCCAUCUCUCUCCCUCAAACUGACUGGGAGAUGAGGCACACUGGCUACAGGCAACAUCUGGACAUUUAUAGUGCUGUGAAAAUGCUCUUUUCUGCUCACAGAGGGAAGAAGAGAAAGUUGGGAUCCUUCACCAGUAUGAAAUAAACUCCUCCAAAUUCCUUAUC